AGUUUCAAUUUUUUUAGGUUAGACUUCUACUUGUGAUUUGGAACUUUAGCAUAUUAUUUGUAUUGAGUUGUGUAUUUAAAUAACAUUAUUAACCGUUAGUUACCUAUUAUUUUAAUUUUCUUUAUUAUAAUAAUAUUUAUGAAGCUAUUCUAUUUAAUUUAGUCAUAUUUAUUCCAUAGGAACGCUUGAUCAACAACACUCUCCGAUGCAGCUAUUCUGUGGUAAAGCAAUCAAAGUCUUGGCCCAAUCUUCUGUGGUCAAGAAUUUGUCUGUCAGAAGAAUGUGCUCCAAAAAACCUGUUCUAUGUGAAAUGAUCUGCGAUAAGGGGAUAAUCACUCUCAGUAGGCCGGAGAGACUCAACUCAAUGAACGAUGAAAUGGUAGAGAUCAUUGGAGAUACCCUGGCUGAAUGGAAGAAUAAGGUGUCGAUGGUGAUAAUCAAAGGCGCGGGGGGCGGGGGUUCUGCGCGGGAGGGGAUGUUGUCGGUCUGACCCGCAACGGAGUGGACCGCUGUCACGAGCAGACCAACUUCUUCAAGAAGGAGUACGCAUGAACUACCUGGUGGGCUCAUUCAGCGCGCCGUACGUGGCGCUGAUCGACGGCAUAGUGAUGGGUGGCGGGGUGGGGGCAUCGGUGCAUGGACCUGUGCGCAUUGCUACCGAGAAGACCCUCUUCGCCAUGCCCGAGACAGCCAUCGGCCUCUUCCCCGAUGUGGGGGUCAGUCACGUGUUAGCACGCAUGCCGCACCAUCUCGGAUUCUAUCUAGGUUUGACGGGACACCGUUUGAAAGGCGUGGACGUAGUGAAAGCAGGCAUAGGCACUCACUUUGUCGACAGUCAAAAAAUGCCGCAACUCUACGAGGGCCUCGUCAACCUGAAAGACCCGGCUUCGAACCUCGCCGACUUCCUCAAAUCGAACACUAAAGACAUCUCGUCCGAGAAGUUCGUCCUGGAACCUCAUUUGGGGCUGAUCGACCGCUGUUUUUCGGCGCCUACCGUUGAGGAGAUUCUGGAGCGGCUGGAGAGCGACAACUCGGCGUUUGCUGUGGAAGCGUUGACCAGUUUGAGAAAGAUGUCGCCGAUCUCGAUGAAAAUCACCAGGAAACAGAUCGAGAUGUAUCGAACCAAAUCGCUGCAGGAGUGUCUGCUGAUCGACAAUCGACUGGCUAGAUCGGCGAUCGAUGCUACCGUUUCAAAAGACUUCUAUGAAGGUGUGAGAGCAGUUUUAAUAGACAAAGACCAGAAUCCCAGAUGGGAUCCUCCAACACUAGCAGCUGCCACUGAUGCCUUAGUGGAAGAAGCUUUCAAAAAACUGCCACCCAUCGAAGAGGAGCAAGUUAAAACUAUGCUGGAAAUCGUGGAUGAUAGCCGAUUAUGAAAAUAAUUAGGCUCCAAUCAUCCAAAAUUAUCCAAAUUCCCAAAUUAUCAGGACUUUUGGAUGAUAAAACUUGUCAACCAACCAUGAAAAAAUGCAAACUUCUGGACUACUUGAUAUGUUGAACCGUAUCUACUUAAUGGGACUUAAAAAUGAUAUCUACUUAUUAGACUGACUUCGUGAGCCUUAUUUUGAUGUGUCUAAUUUGAGUGUGUGAGAAAAUAUUAUGAGGGGGUGUGAUUAGGGUACAGUAUACCAAAUAUUGUGAUUCACCACUAUAUUUUUGUUUAAUAGUUGAUCAUUAUAGUAUCAUACUUUUUGAAGCUAUUGUUAAGUUUUAAUGAUCUGUUUUUAAUUAUACGUUUAUUUUUGCUACUGAA
Messenger RNA from Nilaparvata lugens (brown planthopper), 1753 nucleotides. Its product is annotated as 3-hydroxyisobutyryl-CoA hydrolase, mitochondrial. The coding region runs from base 549 to 1376 and encodes 275 amino acids. Gene Ontology annotation, biological process: L-valine catabolic process. The record is from RefSeq and is a predicted model, not a curated record. Gene Ontology annotation, cellular component: mitochondrion. NCBI's taxonomy places the organism in Eukaryota, Metazoa, Arthropoda, Insecta, Hemiptera, Delphacidae. Gene Ontology annotation, molecular function: 3-hydroxyisobutyryl-CoA hydrolase activity. The transcript has 6 exons.